AAUGUACUCAUGACGGAUCUAUCAUGCAUAUUCUUAAAUACGAGAAGUACGGAUGGGAUAAAUUUGAAAAGAAUUUUUUAAACUCUGAUCGAAUAAAUAGUCUCUGGGAUCUUCAACGAAAUCUUUUAAAAAAUGGAUGGACAUUGUUAAAGCCUGGUGGAAUUCUUGUAUAUAGCACAUGUAGUCUUUCUCAUAAACAAAAUGAAGAUGUUAUCGGAUGGUUUCUUUCUCAUUACCCUAAUUCCAAAUUAGAACCGAUCCCAAAUAUAAACCAUAUGACGGUAGCACCUUUAAAAGAGAGUAUAUAUUCACAGGUUGACAUAUCGAACGCUGUUAGGUUUGAUCCGAUUUAUUCUAAUACUUCUGGUUUCUUUGUAGCUAGAAUUAGAAAAAAAUUAUCGCAUGAAAAUUAA
This is a messenger RNA of Scutellospora calospora, 413 nucleotides long. The record is from the annotation of a GenBank genome assembly. NCBI's taxonomy places the organism in Eukaryota, Fungi, Glomeromycota, Glomeromycetes, Diversisporales, Gigasporaceae.